Messenger RNA from Gekko japonicus, 2104 nucleotides. RefSeq names its product zinc finger, DHHC-type containing 13 (gene ZDHHC13). Gene Ontology annotation, molecular function: protein binding; palmitoyltransferase activity. The transcript has 16 exons. The coding region runs from base 11 to 1780 and encodes 589 amino acids. Lineage: Eukaryota; Metazoa; Chordata; Lepidosauria; Squamata; Gekkonidae. The record is from RefSeq and is a predicted model, not a curated record. Gene Ontology annotation, cellular component: Golgi membrane. Gene Ontology annotation, biological process: protein palmitoylation.
UGCCUGGCUGAUGGCGUCCUCGUUGCUUCAGGCGCGCCAGCAGACCCCCUCUGGUGUCCCUCGGGAGUGUAAAAACCACAGCCACACUCCUCUUGGUCAUCAUGGCCACAACUGGCCUGACAGGCAUGAACAUAAAGAUCUACCCAAAGAGCAAGAUCACCUUCCUUUUGUGGGGGACUGCAGCAACUUCGAUAUUGUCAAAGCAACCCAAUAUGGCCUUUUGGAACGGUGCCAGGAGUUGGUAGAGGCAGGAUAUGACGUAAGGCAACCAGACAAAGAAAAUGUAACCCUUCUUCACUGGGCAGCAAUCAAUAAUCGACUGGAACUUGUAAAGUUCUUUAUUUCUAAAGGUGCAGUAGUAGAUCAACUAGGAGGGGACUUAAAUUCAACUCCGCUUCAUUGGGCUGUUAGACAAGGACAUUUAUCUAUGGUUAUAUUGUUAUUAAAAUUUGGAGCAGACCCAGCUCUCAUUGAUGGUGAAGGAUACAGCAGCCUGCAUUUGGCUGUGCUUUUUCAGCACAUGCCCAUCAUAGCUUACUUCAUAUCAUAUGGUCAGAGUGUAGAUACAACAGAUCACAAUGGACAAACCCCUCUUAUUCUAGCAGCCCAUAAAGUACUUGGGCUGGAACCUACUCGUUUUUUAUUAAAGUUUAAUCCUUCUCUGAAUGCUGUAGACAACAUAGAAAAGAACACUGCAUUGCAUUGUGCCAUUGCCGCAGGAAAUGUUAGUGCUGUAGAUCUCCUUCUAGAAGCUGGAUCCAGUUUAGACAUCAAAAAUAUCAAGUUCUUGCUUUUACUGGUGAUGGCAAUUAUAUUGAUGUGGGCUAUAGGAUAUGUUGUGGAUUUAAAUUCUGAUUCUUGGCUUUUGAAAGGAAGCUUGCUGCUCUUCAUAUGUGUUAUCAUCUCCUUAUUUGCAAGGCAGUUUAUAGGGUUCAACAAACUGAAAUAUUUUCCAGUAGCAUUUUUGCUUGGUUCCAUCUUCUGGAUUUCUGUGACCUGUUUCAUCUGGUUCCUACCUAAUUUUUCAGGCGCAGUUUCUCAGCUUCCUUUUUUUUCUGGUGUGGUGGGGCUUCUCUAUUAUUUCUACAAAAUAUUCAGAACUGAUCCUGGAUAUAUUAAGACUACAGAAGAAGAGAGAAAAAAGAACAUUAUUACCCUUGCAGAAUCUGGCUCCUUGGAUUUCAGAACAUUUUGCACAUCCUGUCUUGUGAAAAAACCGUUAAGAUCCAUGCAUUGUCACAGUUGUGAUUCAUGUGUAGCUAGAUAUGACCAGCACUGUAUUUGGAUUGGGCGAUGUAUAGGUGUUGGCAACCACUGUUAUUUUGUCCUGUUUCUCCUUUUCCUGACAAUGGUGAAUAUCUGGGCUUUAUAUGGAACAGUUCUAUACUGGUCAGAACACUGCACAGUAACAUACCAGAAAGAUGGAGCAUGGACUUCCUUCACACAGAUAGUGUCUUGUUCUCCAUGGGUGUUAUAUAUUUUCACACUUGUAUCCUUUCAUACUUCAUGGGCUUCACUGCUGCUAGUCCUUCAGCUUUAUCAGAUUGCUUUCCUGGGAUUGACCUCACAUGAAAGGAUUACCCUCUGGAGGCAGAGCAACCGUUCAAAGCAUCCUGUUUCACUCAGGAAAACUCCAUAUAAUCAUGGAUGCCUGCAGAACCUAGCAGAUUUCUUUCAAUGCAGAUGCUUUGGAAUGCUGAAGCCCAACAUAGUUGACUGGACUAAGCAGUAUACACUAACAUUUCAUUCAGCGAAAGAGAAAAACAUUCAUCCUGUGUGAAGAAAACCUGUACCAAAUACUUUUGGCUUCAGCUAGAAGCUUAAACAAAUAGUUGAAUUUGGCAGAUUGUAUGGUUUGUUCUGAAAUAGCCUUUAUUGCAUUAUUGCUGUAUUUGUGUAGGGGCGUGAAGUUUGCAUGCAUAAAUUGCGGCAAACUGGGUACUGUGUUGAUGGCAGCAGUUUGUGUAUGAAAUUUUCAAAUAAUUUUAUUUGGAAGGAAAUACAACUGUGAAAUGUCAUUUUUGAAGUUGUUAAUGAGAUGUGUUUUUAUAAAGCAACUCAGAAAUCCUAUGCAUUGUUGUUUAUAUAAGUCCAACUACCAAAA